AUGUUUUUUUUUAUUCUAACAGUGUCACUUACAAUAUCAUACUCCCUUGAUAUUUUGAUCAUAUAUAGUGCCGACAAAAGCUUAAAGAUAUUUAUUUUUAUAGAAUUUCUUUAGCAAUAAAGUGCCUUAAGUCUUCUUUUACUUGAGAUCCAGCUACGAUAACAACUCUGAACAACGGUAGGCGGGCCGGCCUAACCGUUGAACCGUUUUAAAGUUAUCAAACCCUUUCAGACUCAUCUAGUCCGUGCCAGCCUCUGCGCAUACUUCUUCUCUUCAAGCCGAGACUAUCAAGAAGCCUGGACUUCUCUCACAAAGCUCGGAUUGUAGGGCUGGCCUAAUGAAAAGAACUAGGACCCUACCAUUAACUGCCAUUCUAAUAUUGUGUUUAAAGAUAAAAAACGCUUCAGAGCAACCUUAUUUCAAAGCUUUACUCAGAUAGCAGUAUUUCAGUAAUAUGGAUAGAGAGAGAGAAAUCUUUAUUACUUAAAGGCCUUUAUUUCAGGGCCAUGUCCCGAUUAAAAAUUUUUUAACUUUCUUCUUUUCCUAAAAUCUUUGGAUAAAAUUUUAGUAAAAUUUUCUGAACCCACGUAAUCCGCGAUUUUUUCGAUUUCUGAGUCUGAUAUGAAUUUUUCUAUUUCUGAUGAAAUUUGAAUCUGAUCUAAAUUUUAUUUUCCUGAUAAUGUUUGAUUCUGAUAUCAAUUUUAUUUUUCUGAUAAAAUUUGAAUCUGAUUUAAUUUUUAUUUUUCUGGUGUUCAGGAUUUUCUUAUCGAUUGUCUUCUUAUCAUCAAUGAUCACCUCAGUCUUCCUAUAUUUGAAGGUUUCCUGAAUAGGAUCUAUUUCAUCUAGUAUUUUUCCAUCUAAACGACUUAAAAGCUCCAAUAUUUUGUCAUCUGUAUCAACAUUUUCUGUAUCACUAUCAUUUCAUUCAUAUUCUGAUUCAGAAUUAUCAAGUAAUCCUGUAUCAAUAAGUUCACUUAAUAGUAAAAGUUGAAAAAUUCAUCCUGUAAAGCUCCGUUUUCUUCACAAAAGGAAGAAGAAUAGGAAACAUUACUUUCCGAAUCUUCCAUUAAAAUAAAAGUAAUAUGGAUAGAAGAAACAUUUUUAGAUCAGAUAAUUCAAAAAAGGAAUGAAGAAGGAAUAGUAAUUGAUCUUACAUCGAAUAGUAAUACUCACUUUUUAUUAUUCUUGAGCUAAAAUAAUAUAUUUUAAGGGCACACAUACUUAAUCUUUUUUUUUUAUAGGAAAAAGUAAUUGCUCUUAUUCCUUAUAUAAUCAAAGUUUAUAAAUAAUAUAUCUCAACAGGCUGAAGAUUUAAAAUUUGUAUACUUUAUUAUUGAUGACUAUAGCAAGGGCUACUAUAAAUGAACAUAUUCAUUAAGCUACGAAAAGUCCAAUUACUCAAAUGCGGUUGUAAAUAUUCUUAAAAAUCUCGAAUGAGAAUCUGGAGUUUUCUUUUUAUCUGACUCGCCUUAAGAUAUAAAAUAUUUUAAUUACUCACUUUAAUCAAAACUUAAUUUAUUUGAAUUUAUCAUUAUAAUUAAAAAUUAUAUUAUACUUUCCAAUUGUAAAAAGAAUUCAAGUGCUUACUCCUUCGCCUCCGUGAAUAUACAAAACCAAUAAAAAAAAAUAGUUAAAUUUGCCCGAGGAUGGCGCUAUUUUGCGCCAUCCUCGGACAAUUUCUAUACCCUCCGUGAGUGGACAAAAAUUUUUUAAUAGAAAAAUUUUUGUUAUGGAAAAAAAUUUUGAUAUAUAAUUUUAAACAAAUCACGGAGGGGAGUUAAUUUUUUGUUUCUAAAAAAAUUUAUAUAUAAAAUUUUUAUAAACUUUUUUUUCGAAAUUUAAAAAAAUCUCACUUCUAUGAAAAUUUGAUGCAAAUAUUAAUUUAAUUUGUAGUGAACAAAAAUUUUUUUUUUGUUUCCUCACGGGGGGAGUUAGUAAAGAAAAUUGAUUUCUAAAGAGUAUGAUUGAUAAUUUCUUAGAGAAUUCUUUCAACUAUUUCAUCAUAGAAAGUAGCUCUGACAUUGAAGAAAUAAUUAAUAAAGAAGUUUUCAAAUUAGGGACAAAUUUAUACUAUUUAUUUACAGAUGCCAGCACGUCAUGGAAAAUAGUAGAAAAUUUAAAAAAUGCAAAACUAUUGGGUUCAAGGGCUUCGGUUCUAAUGAGUCAUGAAAGUAGCUAUAACUUAACUCUAGAAGGGUCAUUAAUCAUUGCUCCUAAACAUCAAAUAUUUUCUGAGUCAAAAGAAGAUUAUGUUGCAAAUCAAAUAUUAUUUGCAAUACAAGGAAUUUCAACUAACUUUAAUGAUCAAUAUGAAUUAAGGCAGGCGGCUGAAACUUCGUGCACUAAUCAUUUUUGUGAAAAUUCAUUUAGCUUACUCAACGUAAAGCAUGGACGCCGAGUAUUUAUUGGGGAUGCAUUUGACCAAAACUUUAAAAAUAUUACUUUUAUCGGUAAUUUGCAAUUAAUACCCACAUCAGAAAAAAAAGUAUUAGAUAUAGGCUUGAACAGCGGAAUCCAUAACCCUGAUGGAAUUCAAAGCUACCCUUUUAAUAAAAUUGAAUUCGCUGGCAGCAAUUUAGCUAUUUCUCUAAUAAAUGAAGAGAAAUUAGGGUAGGGGUUUACUAAAAGACAGAUAUAAGCUACGUAUUUGGCACAGUCAUCCGUUAGAUUCAUUCGCCUUAUGGCAACGAGCUCAGUAUGCCUAGCUAUAGCGGCAUAGUCCAUCUCCCCCAGGGGCGGUCAAUUAGAUUACCUGAUAUCAAGGAUUAGAUUCUUUAAUCCUAUCGGAUACCGAGUUGCCUUUAUUCGACGGCUGCGGGAAAAGACUGCUCCCUAAAGGCCUUUUAAAACCUAGUUUUUUGUUAGAGAAAGUAAGUGUCUAAUCAUAUUGCAAGGCACCUUCAUUUCAAUUUGUAGAGAGCACAAAGCCAGCCAAAUAAGCAUCUGCUGAGACUGAGCUUGCUCCUUGACUCAGAAUUGGUCCCCUUCGCUUUAUAUAUAAUGUCAGGUUGGCACGUGCUAAUUUUAAUAUAAUUUAAAUAAAUUAGGGAUUCUUAAAAAUUUCGCAAUUCAAGGAAACAGUUUUGAUUGCGGCAGCAUGGCAGUGAAUGCAACAUUCCAAUUAAGCUGUUUCAAGCAAAAUAUAAAUAAAAUUGGUCUUAUUUAUUAUCCCCCAAGCAGUGCAAUUGUCUUCAAAGGAAUUUUCGCAACAUUUAAUAGAUUAAACGUCAAAGUCCCACAAAUAGGUUCAAGGAUAGGUCCUGAUGCAUUUUCUUCAAUUUCAAACUACCCCUUAUUUGCAAGAGUCAGUUAUAAUGGUGUUUAUUUCGCUUCUAUGGCUGUAAAAAUCCUUUAUACACUUGGGUGAAGAAGCUGCGCUCUCAUAUACCAAGAAGGUUCAUUUUCUAAAGAAUUCGCUACUACUUUUAUAGCUGAAGCGGAAAAAUAUAAUAUAAAAAUUCUUAAUGACCCCACGUCGCGGUCUUUUCCAGCGUCUACUUAUUAUGCAACACUAAAAGCAAAUUAUUCACAUAUUUUUAAAGAAGUCAUAAAUUGUAAUGCCAGACUUAUAGUGUAUGCUGUCCCUAUUAACUCAGCUCCAGAUGGCAUAAAAGUUUUCCAUUCUUUAGGCAUGAGAAAUGGUGACCUUUUUAUUUAUUAUGCAAUCCCUGGGACGAUUUCUUCUAUGUUCACAUCUUCUGUACUUUAUCUUGAAGAAUCAAAAGAAGUUGGGACACCUUCAAUUGCAUUUGAACAGCCAGGGUAUACGGGAGAAACUGGAGAAAAUGUGGCUGAUUUGCUCCAAUCAAGGUAUAAUAUAAAAAAAAGUGACAAUUUGGUUCAGCCUUGUUUGUAUUAUGAUUCUUUAUUAUUAGGAGCUUCAGCAAUUGAUUUCAUGAUAAAUAGAGGGCAAGAUUAUACGAACGCGAUCCGAUUAAUGGCAGCGAUAAGAAAGCAGAGCUUUAGAGGAUGCUCAGGAAAAGUGCAAAUUGAGGAUGGGACGAAUAAUAGGUAUGUCGAUCUCAUUAUAUUGCAAAAUGCUGUUUUAAAUAAAAAUACAGGAAAUAUUACAAUAAGUGAUAGCGCUUAUAUAAAACCAGCAGCAGCAACGCUCCUUCAAAUACUAAAGCCAAUUGUUUAUCCAGGCAAUAGUACAACUGUUAGUUUGCUAAGAGUUAUAAACGGAAAUUGCCCUUUCCCAGAUGAUAAAGUCAGAACAUUUACCAAAGGUAGAUACUUAAUUUUCGGCAUUUCUAUUGCAGUCGGUAUAUGCACAGCAGCUAUAACAUUUUAUAUCUGAAAAAAAUGGUGGAAUAUAAAAGUGGAUCAACUGACUAAAAAGCAGGAAAUAUCGAUUGAAGACUUUAUAAUGGGAGCUACAGUGAUAAUAGAAUUUCUCCAAAUUUUAUCGAUGGGACCUGACCUUACUCCUAUUAGUUCUUUGAUUGGAGAUCUAGGAAGCAUGCUUUCUUUCGACUUAAGCAAUCUCAUCAGUACUAAAAAUGGUGUUUUUUGGUUUUUCCUUGAUUUUAUUUUUGGACUAGUUUUUAUAUGGGUUGUUUUGUCAGUAACUGUAUUGCUUCGACUUGAUGAAAGAUUCCCAACAAUUGGCUUGCUUAGGCUGCUAAAUAAGUCUGCUUAUUUGUUGAUGCCAAUUAUUGGGAAUCUUAUGUUUAUACCUAUAGUGUCGCUGCUUUUAGAGGUUUUUAUAUGUGAUGAAUCAAUUGGAGAAAAUUUUACUGACAGUUUUAUGAUUAAAGACUGCUAUCAAUUUUGCUGGAAAGGCGACCAUAUUAUUUAUGUUGCAAUUUCUGCAGUUUGCCUUGUAGUUUAUGAGCCAUUAGCUGUACUCUGUAGACCUCUAUGGCAAGAAUUAGAUAAUUUGGUUCAUGUCAAAUACACCCCUUCGCAUUUAAUGGUAAAAACUAUAUUUCAAGUUUCCCUUAUUGUCUUAAACAAAACUGUAAAAAGAACCCAGGAUAUAGCACAUGGAGCUUUAUUUACUCUGAUCGUUAUUAUUUUUGGGACUUUCGGGUUUAAAAAUCAACCAUAUAACUAUCCUAGGUUUACUUGGUGGCAUUUUCUAACUCUGAUUGCUGUAUCAUGGUCAUCAAUUAUCACAACAAUUAAUAUAUGCCUUGAUAAGAGUAGUAGUCCUUUAUGGACAAGUUUACUAAUUAUUGGGUGGCUUAUAAUAACUUUGGUUGGCUUAUAUGUCCAAAAGAAAAAAUAUCCAAGCAUGCUGUUUAGGAAGAAAGGGAAAGAUACAAGUACUUUGUUUAAGUUCGCGUUUAAUUUCAGGAAUUCCCGAUUUAAAAUUGCUCCUCAAGAGCUAUUUGAAAAAUAG
Messenger RNA from Blepharisma stoltei, 5347 nucleotides. NCBI's taxonomy places the organism in Eukaryota, Ciliophora, Heterotrichea, Heterotrichida, Blepharismidae. The record is from the annotation of a GenBank genome assembly.